Messenger RNA from Xyrichtys novacula (pearly razorfish), 17305 nucleotides. The record is from the annotation of a GenBank genome assembly. NCBI's taxonomy places the organism in Eukaryota, Metazoa, Chordata, Actinopteri, Labriformes, Labridae.
AUGCUGUAUCCCGGCUGUGUCCAUGGGACCUGCAACAUGCCAUGGCAGUGUAACUGUGAGAGGAACUGGGGAGGUCUACUGUGUGAUAAAGAUCUAAAUUACUGCGGUCAACACCAGCCUUGUGUGAAUGGAGGGACCUGCAUGAACCCUGAACCGGACGAGUACUUCUGCACCUGUCCACAGGGAUACUCUGGAAAGACCUGCCAGAUUGCUGAGCACGCCUGCACGUCCAUUCCCUGUGCUAACGGUGGGACUUGUCAUGAAGUGGACACAGGAUUUGAGUGCCAGUGUCCACCAGGCUGGGAGGGUCCCACCUGUGCUAACAAUUUGGACGAGUGUGCCUCCAAUCCCUGUACUGAGGGAGGGACCUGUAUCAACCUGGAGGACGGCUUUGAGUGCAGGUGCCCUCCACAGUGGGAGGGGAAGACAUGUCAGAUCGACAUAAAAAACAGAGAAAAAAAGAAAAAAAGUGUCUGGUCGGGGGAAGGCCCGUGCAUUCCCCGCUCCCUAUGGGAGACGGGAGUCAUUCCCCUACCCUAACCCUAACCCCUAACCCUAAACCUAACCCUAGCUCCAACCCUAACCCUAACUCUAGCUCCAACCCUAACCCUAACCCCUAACCCUAACCCUAACCCUAAAACUGGUGCAGCGCCACCUCUGGUCCAAAGCGGUAUGACACCCUUUUUUGCGAAGUCACCCUCAAACGACAGGAAAUGGCCUCAAACGUGCUCACAAUCCAUUUUGAACAUUUCAAUACAAGGUCAAACACUUAGAAACACUGACUUUUGCCAUUUUCCGCUCCCAUUCAUUUUCAAUGGGAAAUUUUCAUUUCGCCAUAACUUUUGAUAGGAAUGUCCGAUCGCUGGUUCAUUAGUAUUUCUAGAUUCAGCAUACCCAAAAAUGGGGGGGUAGACCAAAUCUCAGGCCGGUUCAUCAUUGGGAAAGGCAAUGAACCGGAAUGUCAAAAGUGGCACAUACCCCUAUACCCUAACCCCUAACCCUAACCCUAAUCCAAACCCCCUAUACCUAACCCUAACCCUAACUCCAACCCUAACCCUAACCCCUAGCCCUAACACUCACCCAAACCUUAAACUGGUGCAGCGCCACCUCUGGUCCAAAGCGGUAUGACACCCUUUUUUGCAAAGUCGCCCUCAAACCACAGGAAAUGGCCUCUAACGUGCUCACAAUCCAUUUUGAACAUUUCCAUACAAAGUCAAACACUUUGGCAUUUUCAAUUUUUUUUCCCCAUGCAUUCCUAUGGGAAAAAAAUCAACUUUUUUUAGGAACGUCCUAGAGACUCGGGAGUUGGUUCGUUGGACUCAGAAAAAUUCUCCACCCCCCCAAAGUGCAAGUUUCAGCGCUCUACAACCUUCCGUUCAAAAGUUACCAAGGGGGUGGGUCACCUCCAAACCCCCUAUACCCUAACCCUAACCCUGACUUUCUGAGGAAAGUGAUUUCUCAGCACCUUUCCUUGUCACUUGUAAGGAAACAAGGGUGCAGUUUCUUGCAAAGGCUGUAAUUACACACACUCAUCUCUGGAUGUGUUUGUGUGUGUGGACCCAAAGCCUGGAGGACCCAGAGGGUGUCCCUCACCUCACCGACAGACCACAGUUUGUGAGGCUUAAGAACUGUGUGUCUGACAUGGUGGUCUGCAGCAUUGGGGCUCCACAGGAGACAAAGCUCUCCCCCUUCCUCUUCACCCUGUACAGCCCCCGUGCUUCAGAACUGUGUGUCGGUCAUGGUGUUCUGCAGCACAGGGGCUCCACAGGGAACAGUGCUCUCCCCCUUCCUCUUCACCCUGUACACCUUGGACUUAAACUACAACUCUGGGAGCUGUCACCUCCAGAAUUUCUCUGAUGACACAGCCAUCAUCGGACUCUGCUCAGGACUUUCUAUGACUCUGUGGUAGCAUCUGCACUUUUCUAUGCAGUGGUCUGCUGGGUGGCAGGGAACACCGAGAGGGACAAGAAGAGACUGAACAGACUGGUCAGGAGGGCCGAUUCUGCCCUGGACUGCUCUUUGGACUCCCUGGAGGAGGUGGGUGAGAGGAGGAUGUUAGCAAAGCUUGUAUCCAUCAUGGACAAUCCCUCUCACCCACUGCACCAGACUGUGGGGGCUUUAAGCAGCUCCUUCAGCAGCAGACUGAGACUCCCACCUGAGACUCCCACCCUGUAAACUGGACUCACGCCCUAAUCUAUUUAAUCCUUGGCUUUUAAUACAUUGUAGUGAUAUUUUGUUUGUUGUCAUCUCAGCACUUGCCAUGAGUCUGCUUAUUUAUAUAUUUAUUUAUUUUUUGCAUUAAUGUAUUUUUGCUCGCUUUAUCUUGUUCUUUGUUUUAUUUGUUUUUAUGUCUCAAUGUACAGCACUUUGGCUACCCCCAUAGAAAUAAAGUUGAUUGAUUGGUUGAUUGAUAUUUAACAUUUAUGUACAGUUAUUUAACCAUGACCAUCCUGAUACCUCAUCAUCUGUUGUUCAUCUCCUUAUUUAUUCAUUCAUCUAGUGUUUUUUUUUUUUUUUUUCCGGUACUUAAAUUGUGUAUAUUGUAUAUAGUUUUAUUUAUUUCUCCCUUUUUCCUUUUCUAAAUUUUUUCUUCAUUGUAACAUUUGAGUUCUUAGUAUUUCGAUCAUUAUUCUUAUAACUGCAUUUUUGCACUUUCUUUGUCUGUGUUGCUGCUGCGGCAAAAAAAUUUCCCCCAGGGGGGAUCAAUAAAGGAAUAUUCUAUUCUAUUCUAUUCUAUUCUAUUCUAUUCUAAAUAAAGUGGAUUGGAUUGGUUUGACGCAUCCUGUCUAUCUAAAGUUUAAACAUCAUAGUGACCUUUGCUCUCGCCAAUUGAUCCUGCUUGGUUGGUAACAAAGACACAAUUGCCAUGAGCCUGGCUGUGUUAAAGGUCGAACUAGUUUUAACAGGGGGUACUUUGGUGGACAUUGAGCUCUGAAAAUACUGAACUGAGUUGAGUUGAGUUUGAACAGAACGUAGGUGCAGCCAAUCCAAAAAACAAACAAACAAAACAAAACAAAAAAAAAAAGCUUCAGUUGAUCCAGCCCCUAAAACAGGCAGCUUUGGAAAUAUUUAUUAACUUCAAGCACUUUUUGUAAGAUUCUGGAAAGGGUGUUAAUCUGUUAAAGUGGGAUGGGGGGUUAAGAAAACAAUCUAAUUUUUAUUUAUGAAAGUUAGAAACUUACUGUUAAGUUUCCUUUUUGUUUACAGUUAAGUUUCCUUUUAUUAGUAUUUUAUUUCUUUUUUUUUUUUGAAAAAACAAAUAAAUAUCUAAAAAACUAUAAUUCAUUGAAGCCACUCAAACACGAGUGGCUACCUGGAUGGCUGGACAGAAGUACGGCAGUGCUUCCGCCAGCCCUUUUGGCACCAGAGGAGCAUGUCUGGUUUGGGGAAGGCCCUACCCUGCUCCCUAUGGGAGAUGGGAGACAUCCCCCUCACCUAACCUGGAGCGACUUCCCAAUGAGGACAAACCUAGCCUUUGUAGGAAAUACUAUUAAGGAGGUUUUGCAUUUCAACUAUUUUUCUGGCUUGUCAACGUUGUGUGGUUUUUCUGUGAAGCCUUUGUGAAGCCAGCAUACAGUGAACAGCUCCAGAUAAGACAUAUGUCAAGCGGUCGGCCUUUGGGUUACUGCUUUUCUUCUUUCUUACUUCAGUUCUUACCACCUGGAUCAGAAUAUUUCAGCAUUUCAAAGCUGAGUGGGGAGAGGUGGGAGACUACCUGUCCUGGACCACAGAAUGUUCUUUUGUAAUUUAAUUGUAAGCUUUGGUGAUAAAGUGUGGUCUCUCAAACUGAAUUUGUUGUUUCGAUCCAGUUGACAGAGUAAUCACAGUUAACCUCUUCAAGAGCUCAGUGCUUUUACUGAGAAUUCAUCUGUUCAGUUUAGAAGAUCCCAUGGUUUUAGUGAUCUUGUAAAGGAGACAAUAUUAUCUACCAAAACACAAUUUAAACAGUAAUUUCUGAAACAAUUGUAUGCAUUAAGAUUUGAAAUAAAUGUCAAGUUUAACAAUUUUUAUUGUCUUGACUAAAAAUUUUUAAGAUUUCUGUAUUGUUGUGCACAGACAUCUGUUUUACUCAUGAAUGAUUAAUAAAAAAAAAAAACAGUCAAUGGUAAAAGAAAAAACAAAACAAAAAAAACUACAGUGGCACCAAUCCACAAAACCAGACGGGGUCGAGGGGGAGAGGGGACUUCAGGGGAUGGACCGUGCACCUCCAGUCCCCUAUUUUAAGGGUGCACAGUCCCCUAUCCCCAAAAUCCUAACCCUAACACUUGGGAAAAAUCUUUCAAGGUCCCAUUCACUUGUGAGGGGGAAUUGAAAUCACCAUAUCUCGGGAACGGAGCGUCGCAGUGACAAGCUGUUGGCAUGGCUGUGUUCAGCGGGGUUGACAAUGCUGGGAUACACUAAGUUUCUUGAUCUUGGACAAGUGUCUGAGCUCUGGGACCGAUUGCAAAGGUGCACCCAGGGGUGCAAACCCCCAUUUAUCCCCUAACCCCUAACCCUAACAACCCUAACCCAGGGCUAACCCUAACCCUGACACUAUGUUAACCCUAAAACUAACCCUUGGGGGUUAAUCUAUAAAUAAAUAAAUAUAACCCUAACCCUAGGAAGACCCACUAAAAUGUGUCGCAGAAGGAAACCAGAAAGCUCUCCUUACCCUAACCCCUAACAAUAACCUUUAACCCCAACCCCAACCUCUAACCACAUGCGACAGCCAGUGCAAGCCCUUGAUUAGCAUACCUGAAACCGCCAAGUCAGGUGACGAAAGCAGGGGUUAUCACUGUAUCUCUGACACAAACCUAACCCCUAACCCCAACCCCUCCAAACCUAACCCUUACCCUAAACAUUUUAUUUCUCAGCUAUACUAUUUACAUUUGAAAAAGGGCAAAAUCAAUAUUUUAUCUAAGAAAUUUAAAUUACAAAACUCAUAAAACACAAUGUAUGAAUAAAUAAAUACACAAAAACAUUAUGAGAGGUUUACUUGUUAUAUUUCUUCGUUUUAAUUUUUUUUUCAUGCUUUUUUUGUACUAAUCUGCAUUUUGUUUCUCGGUCUUAACACCAAGAUUCAAGAUGUUUAUUGUCACAAGAUUUAUGUACAAGUCCAUUGCACCGUGAAAAGCUUAGGUUGGGGUGCUCCAUAGAAUCAAAACAAUAAAUAAGUAACAGUGCUAUACUUUUCUAAAAAAACAAAUAAAAGAGCCAGAGACAGUACACAAGGCCAUGACACCAUAGAAAGUUCAUUUCGUAGACUUAUUUAAAAGUCUUACAGCCUGGGGAAGGAAACUGUUCUUCAGUCUACUUGUGCUUGCAACGUUCGUUGUACAGAUCCUCCAAACUGGGCAGCUGACAUCCAGUGAUGAGCUCGGCUGUGCGCACCACCCUUCUUAGGGCCUUAUGGUCCUUGUCUGUACAGCUCCCGUACCAGCUGGUGAAGCUGCUGGUCAGCAGACUCUCAAUUUUCCUUCGAUCGAAGGCCUUGAUGGUGGUGGUGAGGGCGGCAGUAGCUCAGGAGGUAGAGCGGUCGUCCAAUAACUGGAAGGUUGGCGGUCCGAUCCCCCCUAUUCCAAGUCUGUCCGUUGUGUCCUUGGGCAAGAUACUUAACCCACCUUGCUCCCAGUGUGUGUCCUCUACUGGUGUAUGAUUGUGAGUGUUGUGUGGUGUUGGUCGGAGAGGCUGUAGGCACAAAAUGGCAGCCACGUUUCCGUCAGCCUGCCCCAGGGCAGCUGUGACUACUAAGGUAGUUUACCACCACCGAGGUGUGACUGUGUGAGCGAAUGAAUGAUGUAUCCAAUGUAAAGCGCUUUGAGGGUCUCUGAUAAAGCGCUAUAUGAAAUCUGAUGCAUUAUUAUUAUUAUUAUUGGACUCAGUCCAAACUUCUUGAGACGCCUGAGUCCAUAUAGACGCUGCUGGGCCUUGGAGACCACCCCGCAUGCAUGUUCCUCCAUUUCAUCUUCUCAUCAACCACACCACAAUAAAUUCUGUAAUAAAAUGUCCAGAAAGGCAAAAAACAAAAAAAAACAAAAAAAAAAAAACUUUCGAAAAACAGCUUAACCCCUUUGGACCCCACAUCCAUUGCUAUGGACAUGACAUAUUUCUGGCUCUAAACCAAUGAAAACUCUGUGAACUAGUGAUGUCAGAAGUGCCGGUUCCUGGUUGGAUCCUGAUUAUCCAAUUACAAUCAAGUCAUGACUUUGUGCAUGCUCAGAGGGAGUGCCAGACAUCGGGCAACACAGGCAUGCCUAAGCAACUGGAGAAAGGGAGGAGUAAGUGCUCAUUUUCAUUAAGAAAUAGGAAUUUAUGUUUAAGCUAGCCAAACAAAUUUGCUCUCAGUAUAAUUUCAAGUGUUGCAAGUGAUAGUAUUUCAAGUCAUCUUGACUAUAUCUCAUAUCAUUAAUUUCUAGGAUUUUUUCAAAUUAUGAUGUCCAUUGCAAUGGACAUCAGGAGUUAGGCAAAGUUAGCCAACACUUACUCACUACUAGUGUCAGUAUGCAAAGAAACAAAAUACCUAUAAGCUUUUUAAAGGUAAAGUAUGAUGUCUCAGUUUAUUUGUUGAUGUUUAUAAAUUUUAUAUGGAUAUAUUUUUUGUACAUAAUGUUCUUGUGGAGUAUAAAGUCGAAGACUCCCUUGAACGUUUGGUAGAUGGAGAGUUAUCCGAACUUGACUCCUUGAUUUAGGAAAUGAGGCAGAUGAGACUGGGAGUGAGAUAGUUGGCAAGCUCAGAAUUGUUUUUAAUUCAUAGUAUGAGGUUUUCAUAGUUUUUUUUAACUCAUAUGUAAGAUCUAAAUUACAUGGAGUGCAUGAGUUCAACAGUGGUAAUACAUAAAAUGAGUUUAAAAUGUGAUUGUUUUUUUUAUUUAAAAAUAAUAAUUUUAUUUUUAACUUGGUUAGAGUUAGGGUUAGGGGGUAAAUGGGGCAUGACCCCACCUGGUAUUGUGGAUUAGUGCCACUGUAGUUGGUACAGUACAGUGUUUUUUCGCCUAGCCCGCUCCCUAUAGAAGAAGGGAGACAUUCCCCUCACCUAACCCUCAUCCCUAACCCUAACCCUUCCCCUAACAUAAACCCCCUAACCCUAACAACCCUUACCCAGGGCUAACCCUAACCCUUACCCUAGGUGGUUAAUAAAUAAAUAUAAUUAUGAUGAUCCUGUUGAAAAGUGACACUAGAUUUGGUAGAUCAGGGGCUGGCUGGUUCACCCUCAAAAUCAAACUCUAUAUUCACAUUCGGAAAUCACUGCGUGUUAUUGGACGAGCACUUCAGUUUGAUGUGACCGAUCACUGUCCUUUAAACCACUUUUAUGUUUUCCCACUGCCAAAUGAAAAGUAUCUGUAAGUUCAUAUCUUUAUUCUAUUCCUGUAUCCUGAUAGAUUAUUAUGGGAACUUGGUUUUGUAUUAGAGGUUUACUUGUUAUAUUUUUUCGUUGUCAUUUUUUCUUUUCAUGCGUUUUUUUACUAAUCUGCAUUUUGUUGCUCAGGCUUAACACCACAAUAAAUUCUGUAAUAAAAUGUCCAGAAAGGCCAAAAAAAAAAAAAUCAGUUAAACAGUUUAAAACACAGUUAAUUUUAUUUUUAUUUUAUUACCUUUUUAUGAAGACAAUCAGGUUUUUCUUUAUGAAAGUUAAAAAUGUAUGGAUAAGUUUCCUUUUAUUUUACAGUUAAGUUUCCUUUUAUAGGAAAAUAAUCAGUAUUUUAUUUUAUUUCAUUUAAGAAAGAAAAAAUAUAUUACAAAAAAACUAUAUUUCAUCAAAGCCACUCAAAUAUGAGUGGCUAUCAAUAUGGCUGGACGGAAGUACGCUAUGGCCAAAGAGGCCAGCGCUUCCACCAGCUCUUUUAGGACCGUAGGGGUGUCUCCGGCUGGGGAGACCUAUGGCAGACGGGAGACAUUCCCCUCACCUAACCCUUAACCUCCUCCUUCUGAACCUACACAUCUGCUCCUCAAAACAAAAGAAAAAAAAAAAAAAGAAAAAAUGAAUGGAUACUGUAUUUGAUUUACAUAACUUGUCUGCAUUACUGAUACAUGUGUAAACCUCACUAUCAUUAGGAUCCAUGUUUGUUAGGACGGAAUUUGGGAAACUGAGAAAAUGCCCAUUUAUUUUUUUUGUUUCGUUAGUUAAUGUAAGUAAAAUAACUUUUAGACCAGUUGCCUUUUAAAAAGAACAUCUCACCAGCUGUAUCUGACAAGCCCAGACUCACUAAUUCACUGUGCCAAAGCCAGAAAAAGACCCAGAGCAGUCGAAGUGUCACGCGUGGGCACAUUUCUCAUACUUCUUUUCUUUUCUUUUUUCCUUACUUUUAUUUAACUUAUUUCAGUUUUAUUUCAGAAAUAACACAAAAAGUCCUAAAAAAAACAAUAAAGACAAAUUCUUUAUUUUGUUAUUUUAUUUAAAAAGGUUACAAAAUCAUGAGCUACGCUCAAGAGCAAUGGACUGAGGUAUGGUACGGGAGGGGGGAUGGUCGCCCCCGGUACUGUACCAACUACAGUGGCACUAAUCCACAAUACCAGGUGGGGUCAUGCCCCAUUUACCCCCUAACCCUAACUCUAACCAAGUUAAAAAUAAAAUUAUUAUUUUUAAAUAAAAAAAACAAAUUCAUUUACAAAUAAAUAGAUUUCAUAUAGAUUAUCAUUAUAUACACUUUAGUAAAAGGUAUUUCAAGCUAGUUUAACUUACAAAUGAAAGUUAAGUCAAUGAAAAGACUUGUUUUGUUUCAAGUUAGUUCACGUAGUUGAGUUAACUGCAAUAUCAUAGUUCCCUUAACAUUCCAAGCCAAGUUAUGACUGAUGAUCAACUUUUGAAACCUUGUUAUAUUUCAAGUAAAAUCAAAGAACUGUUGUAAAUUGUUAGUGAAAGUAAAAUCUCGUACAAAUUUAAAUGAUAUGUAUUUCUUUGUAGUUUUAGCCCUCAAUUUGAAGUUGAUUUUACGUUCAACUAAAGGAGACACAUUUAUAUUACUUGCUAUCACAAGUUUGGAUGAUUUCAAGUUCUAAUUUGUUUAAACUUUGCUGUGCAAGUUAUUUAUGUGAUAAUUCUAAAACUCAGAAUGAAUUCUUACACAUCUUCCAUUCUAAAUAUACAUUUAUUAUUGACAAUAUUCUUGACAAUUUUGAUAUUCUCAGCAGAACAGUAAACAUUUUGUGCACUGGAAAAAUGCUACAAACAUCUACAGAAGUUAACCACACUACAAACGACCGGUGCAAUCACAGACUGUGGCUUCGGUAGUGACCAAAGGCAAACAUCAGGCAGAUCAACCAGAAUAAGAGAAUACUUCAAUAAAUGUACAUGCCACAAAAACAAUAACAGUGUAACUGUCAUGACCCGGCUCAAAGGCCAUGAAAAAGAUUGCGAGGCGUACAGGUUUAAACUUAAAACGAAAGAUUUAUAAACAACCAAGAUUAAUUAAAUUAUUGAAUACCCAAGAAAAGAACUAAACUAACAAAGCUUCUAAACUAAAACAGAACAUUGUGCCACGAGGAUCACUGCCGUGGUGCACAGCAGAGGAGGGAGAAAGACACUGGUACUUAAUGAGGGCUUUUAACACCUGGUGGAAUGGCCAGAUCCACGCCGGUGUGGCUAAGCCCACUCACCAACCUGCCAGGGAGAGAGAAAAGACAAAAGAACAACAGCAAACCCUGGAGGCCGGAGGCCGUCACAGGCAGGAGGCCGUCACAGUAACAAUACUGCAAUAUCUCAGCACUUUUUUAAACUGACAGUCACCAACUUAUAAACAUCCACACAAGUUAACCACACUACAAACUACCAGUGCAAUUGCAGACUGUCGCUUCAGCAGUGACCCAAGGCAAACAUCAGGCAGAUCAACCAGCAUAAGAGAAUACUUCAAUAAAUGUACAUAUCACAAAAACAAUAACAGUGUAACAUUACUACAAUAUCUCAGCACAACUUAAAACUGACAGUCACCAACCUUAUUUUGAUGAACAAACUUUGCAUAAAACACUGUCGGGGUUUCAAUUAACACAAUCCUCUGAGCCAGUAAUUCACAGAAUCCCCAUAUUUAUAGCCUUUACCUGAGCAGUUUGUUUCUGAACCCAUGGAUUCUUGCUUAGCACUGGUCUGGCUGGAUUUUCAUGAUGACCCUCUGCAAAAACUCAAAGAAGUACUUCAUCUCAUGAGGGUACUCCAGGUUAAGACAGUAGAUGGUUGCCAUUAAUAUGGCAAGGACUGUAGGUACAUCUUGGAGGUUAUGCAGGAUGAUGGUCUCCUCAACUACCACUGUCACAUUGAAGAGUUGACGAGGAAAUGCUUCAUGCAUAACACCUUCAUGUCCGAUUAAAAGUCCAACCAGCAUCCCUUUCAUUAGCACGUCCAGGGUUUUCACGUGGACCUGAAAGAUUCAACCAUAUAUAUAUAUAUAUUACUUUUUUAAUUUUACAGUUAAACCAUGAUUGGAUUUUGAGUAAAUAAAUGUACAGAUUUCAUUUCAAAAUUACCAGUGUUUAAAUGUUUAAAAAAAUACUCAUCAUACAAUAAAAUAAGUCUUAGGUUCCCAGAGGAAAAAUUUACUGCUCAAAGCUUGCUCUUCUGUAGCUCCGGAGACCAAUUUGAGAUUCUCAUCUCAGCCUAAUUUUAGUUUCUAUUUUGACUCAAAUGUUUCUCACAUGUUUCUCCUAAAAUUCACUAGGAGCAAUAGGUGAGACAGAGUAAUUAAAGGGAGUCAUACUUGAGACUUAAGGGAGAUACCUUGCUAAUCUCAAUUCAGUGUUUUUAAUGGCUCCUUAAUUUCUCCUUGGAGAAGAAAGAGCAAUACUAGAGCUACUAUGGAGAAAUAUGGCGCACAUGCACUCACGCACGCACACACAUGCACACAUUAUAUAUAUUUAUAUAUACACAUACAUACAUACACACACAAACACAAAUACACACACCAACGGCUGUCAGGCUUUAUAAUUCUAUAGCAAAUGAGCUGACAGACAAAUUGAUUUCCCUUUUGCAAUGAGUAAUCUGAAUCUUUAUUCAAAGUAUAGUAGUAAGAGUAUUUUCAGUAUUUCAAGUAGCUGUAAUAACAUUAACAAUACAGGUUGCAUUUGUAAACACAGGCUUUUUUUGAACAUGGUCGUUUCAACAAAUGUCUAUCAGUAUGCCACAUCCAAUACUUUACAGUGUUGUGGCCCUGAUGCUGUGUUUCAAGUAGCUGUAAUGAUAACAUAACUUUACAGUGCACAUUGCACAAUAUUUAACAACUCUAAAGGGAUAGUUCACCCAAAAUUGAAAUUGUGCACUGUAAAGUUAUGUUAUCAUUACAGCUACUUGGAAAAAAAACCUUUGCGAAGUUCAGGCUCUUUCGUGAUGACCAGUCAAUGUUCCUGGCGUUAAUAGACACAGCCAUUGACUCCAUUGAGCUGCCAAAUGGGUGGCUGUUCUGAGGACAGUGGGACAGCUUGGUGGGCAGGAGUCAAAGCUCAUCAGGCUCCUGGACAUCCUCUCCUCCAUGGACCACAUCAGGUCCUUGUCUGUUCAUGCAGCAUGUUCCAUCUGGCAUGUUGACACAGAUGUGGACCUGAUGUGGUCAAGAUGGUGGAUUAAUAAGAUGGCUGGUUCAAGGGGAAACGUCUUCAGCAACCUGUCCAUCCACGAGGCGGCUAACUACCAGUCAAAUUUGGACGGGAAGCCCAUGGAUGUGAACCACAACCUGUGGUCUUUGUUUAAAGUUGGAAAUGUUAGUCCAAGACUCAACUUCCUCCAACUUUAUUGCGACUGCCCACACAAACCACAAUUCCCAUUUUACAAGGGAGGGGGGGGGGGGGCGUUCAUACCCCACUCCCUGUGGGAGAUGGGAGACAAUCCCCUCACCUAACCCCCUAACCCUAAAAUUUAAAAAUCUAAAAAAUGCACAUGAUAAUAUUAAAAAACUAAGAAAUUCAUUAUAAUUAUUCGCCGGAGACUAUAAAAGGGGAGAAGUGGGUAGGGCUUAUUCAUUUUCAUUUAGACGCUUGAGGAGAGAAGACCACAUAAUAUUCAGACAGCAGUUUAUUUUUUCAUUAUCUAACCAGCAUUUUCUUUUUGUUUUAUUACCGUGUGCCGGACCUGAGGAAGACCUACAAGAGGUCGAAACAUUUAUAAAAGCAACAAAACAUUAUGUUGAGCUUGUGUUUGUAAAGUUGCAUACGUUUUAUGGCUAGAAAAUAAAUAUUGUUCAUUAACUUAAAAAAAAAAAAAGUCUUGGGCACACAUAUAUUUUUGUAAAUAGUUCAUUUAUUUUUGAAAAAAAGUUUAAUUCAUUCAUUCAUUUAUCAAUAAGUUUAUGUUGUAUUUGUUAUUAUUGCAUAGUAAAGGGUAGAGAUGCACCGAUAAAUCGGCCGCCAAUUUAAAAAGCCGGUUUUGUAUCCAACCGGCCCCAACCGGUGACCGGCCGGUCAUAAUUUGCCGGUUUUCCCUGAGCAAACUGAUCCGCUUGCGCAUGCGCGGUGCAUAUCAGCUCAGCUAAAAGCUAGCAAGACUCGUGAAGAAACAUGUCGGUAAUAUGGACUCAUUUCACUGUGUGCCAGAGCGACCCAAAACACGCAGUUUGUAAUGCUUGCAAGUCUAUAGUCAGCCGUGGAGGAUCAACGCGCAAGACAUUUGGAACAACAAACUUAAUACACUUAGAAAAGAAGCACCCAGGCGUGUUUAGCAAGUAUAAGGACGACACUGCCGCUAAGAGGAGGGAUGCAGCAGAGUCGCAGCGACCACAACAACCCUCCGCCGUGGCUCCUAUAUUGGACACCAACACUGAAAAGUCAAAAGCCACAACCAGGAAAAUAAUGGAGUUCAUGGCACUGGACGACCAGCCGUUUAGCGUAGUACAGGAUAAAGGCUUCGUAAAUCUGAGGCAACACCUAAGUCCACGGUACAAAUUACCCAGUCGGCGGUAUUUUUCUGACACAGCGCUGCCAGAGUUGUUUGAGAGAGUUUCAAGCCACAUACACAAACUGCUGGACGCCACUAAAUCCCCGGUCAGUUUCACAACUGACAUUUGGACUUCUAACAUUAGCUUAAUGUCAAUGUUGAGCCUGACUGCUCAGUGGCUGGAUGAAGAGUUUGAGCUACAUCAAGUCCUUCUACACUGUGAAGAAUGCCCCCGGUCCCACACCGCCGACAAUCUAAGAGCCAAAUUUGAAAAAAUGUUGGCGCAGUGGAAAAUCGACAAGAAGAGGGUUCAUGUCGUGUUACGUGACAACGCUCGGAAUAUGACCAAAGCACUGGAUGAUGGCAACUUCCCCAGUCUCCCGUGUAUGGCACAUACACUCCAGUUAGCGGUGAGUGAGGGACUGCAGUCUCAACGCACUAUCACUGACGCUGUGGCAACAGGCCGGAGAAUAGUCAUGCACUUCAAACACUCAUCGCUAGUCUAUUCAAAACACGCUAUCCAGGAGGAGUUGGGUCAACCCACGAAGCGCUUGCAACAAGAUGUCCCGACGAGGUGGAACAGCACAUUUUAUAUGUUGCAGUCGCUGUUGGAACAGAAACGUGCCCUGGGCUUAUACGCAACAGAACACGAGCUCCCGGCCGUACUCACCACAAAUCAGUGGGGUUUAAUUAAAAAUGUGGUGAGCAUCCUUGAACCUUUUGAGGAACUAAGACAAUUAGCGCCUCGUCAGCCACCGCCGCAGUUGUCAUCCCUGAAAUCACUGCACUGAAGCGCCUUUUGGGGAGGGCAGCAGACACAGACCGUGGUGUGGGCACUGCCAAAGCCACGCUGUUGGAAACGGUUCAGAGAAGGUUUGCAGACAUCGAGAAGAAUCCACUGUACGCUGUGGCCACUACUCUGGAUCCCAGGCAAGUUAUAACUUACUGCUAAUAAUGUUUAUUAGCCCACUACUAUUCUUAAAUGAAUAAGCAUUUGCUACUGAGCUAUAGGCUAAUGUGUUUGCAAGGGUAUAUAAAAACAUGAAAUUAAUUAAAACAAAAUAAUGUAUUCUUUGUUGGCCUUUUAGUGCCUGCUUGUGUAUGUGCAGUAUGCACAACAUUUAUAUAUUGCCCAGCUAAUGUGGCUAUUCUUUUUGUCUGUUGAUACAGAUACAAAACCUGCUACUUCUCAGCAGAAGUAAAGGAUGAAGUGAAAAGGGUGCUUCUGCACAUGCUGGACACAGCGGACACCAGUGCCAGCAGACCCACACCUGAUCAGCCUUCUGUGAAACUUCUAGCCAAAAGGGCAAGUCUACUGCUUUCGGUGCAUGAUGAGAUACUGAAGGAGGGUGCAAGCAAUGAGGAAGAGCAACUGCUGUGCAGCCCUUCAUCUGUGCAGUUACAUCGUUACCUGUCCGAGUUGCCCAUCAAGAGAUCUGAAGAUGAAACUGUAAAUGAUGUACUGAGAUACUGGCACGAUAACAAAACACACUACCCUGCACUUGCCCCACUUGCCCAAGCCUACCUCUCUGCUCCAUGUACAAGCAUCGGUAGUGAGCGCUUGUUUAGCUUGGCUAGUAAUGUCAUAGAUGAGAAAAGAAACAGGCUUUCUGGUGAGAAGGCAGAGAUGCUUCUGUUUGUGAAGAACCUGCCAUUGAUGGUUAAGUGAUUUCAUUGGGAGUGGGACGGAGUACUUUGUUCACAACCUAAAGCUACCUGUUUGUAUUAAUGUCUUUUUUUAUCCCAUAUUAUGAUGCACUUUUUUAUUUAGAGAUGUCAAGAGAGGCCAAAGGCCUGAAAUGUGGUGCAGUUUACUUUGAGAACCAGUUUUCACUUUCAAGUGCAUAUAGUGCACUUUAUCUUUUGUUUGUAUUAGUAUUUUAGUUUUAUCCUAUAUUAUAUGCUGCACUUUUUAUUUUGAAAUAUUAAAAGAGGUGGUGCAAUCUACUUUAGCACCAGCUUUAAUUUUCGAGUACAACGAUUUCAUUGCACUUAAUUUUUUUUAGAUGGAGUUCAAGUUUUAACUUGCAACACAACUUAAGUUGCAGCAACUGCUGCUUGUGUUUAGGUGUUAUUGAAAGCCUGCAAUAUAUUGAAUGUGAUGUGACAUUCCAGUGUCAAGUCAACUAUUCCAGUGUUUCUCAAAUGGAGGUACAAGUACACCUAGGGGUACCCAGAGGUACUGGAGGGGCAGGCAAUAAAUUACAUUGUACCAGGCAAAUGCUGGGACGUUUUUGAAUUUUGUUUGAAUGUAAGUUCUGUAAACUGGACUGAAUUUUAUGGUCAGUGUUGAAAAUAAAUCUGCUCAGGAGACACUGUUGAAACUCUCACUCUAUUUCUUAUUUGUGAGGUUUUAUUCUUGAAAAGAGGGGUUAUGAUCGCAUAUAGCCUACCAUUAGUUGUGGUUUUAAUUGCAGUUAUAUACGCAAAAUGUUGUCUGGGAGAGGGGUACUUGUAUUAAAUUUGAGAAAGGGUACUCAAGCCAAACAAAUAUAGUGUCUAUUAUAUGAUUAGAAUUAUUUCUUAGAUAAAAAAUCGGUAUCGGAAAAAACGGUUUUGGCAAGUCAGACCUCCUUUUAAACCGGAAAUCGGUAUCGGCCAAGAAUUUUGCAAUCGGUGCAUCUCUAGUAAAGGGUUAAAAGUAUAAAUGGCAGUUCAGGGGUUAAAAUUUAAAAUGUAAAAAGGGUUCAAAAUAAAACUAGAAAAAUAAAUUCAUUAGUAUUUUUCACCAGACACUAUAUGAGGGGAAAAGUGGGCAGGGUUAAUUCAUUUCUAUUUUAGCUUGGAGAGAGAACAUCACAAAUAUAUUCAGCCAGCAGCUUUUUAUUUUCCAUUAUCCAGCCAGCGUUUUUAGUUUCUGACCGUGUGCCUGACCUGAGGAAAACCCAGCAGGGUCGAAACGUUGUCACGGGCACACAAUUUUAUUUGUUAAUAGUUAUUUUUUUGGAAAAAAAGUUAAAAAACAACAAAAAAACUUUAAAAACAUUUAAAAACUCUAUAAAAACUUUAAAAACAUUUAAAAACAGUUUAAAAUAGUUUAUUUUUUUAUUUAAGAAAACAAUCAGAUUUUUAUUUAAGGAAGUUUACAAUCAAAGAUAAGUUUCCUUUUGUUUUACAAUUAGGUUUCCUUUUAUUGGAAAAAAUCAAGAAUUUAUUUUAUUUUCCAGCAAACAAAUUUACAUAUAUAUAAAAACAAACAUUACAAGUAACAUAGCCACGCCAACAUGAGUGGCUACCAACAUGGCUGGACGAAAGUCCGCUACGGCCGAAAGGGCCAGCACUUCCGCCAGCCCUUUUGGGACCAGAGGGGCGUGUCCGGUUGGGGGAAGGCCAGUGCCUACCCCGCUCCCUAUGGGAGACGGGAGACAGUUCCCUCACCUAACCAUAACCCCCCUAACCCUUAACCCUAACCCUAGCCCUUACCCUAAGACAAAUUUAAAAUUAAAUUAAAUUUUUAAUAAAUUAAUUAAUUUAUCAAUAAAUAUAUGUUGUAUUGUUUAUCAUUACAUAGUAAAGGGUUAAAAGUAUAAAUGGCAGUUCAGGGGAUACAAUUUAAAAUCUAAAAACAGUACAAAAUAAAAAUAGAAAAUUAAGAAAUUCAUUAGUAUUUUUCACCAGAGGCUAUAAAAAGGGAAAAGUGGGCAGGGUAUAUUCAUUUCUGUUUAAAUGCUUGGAGGGAGAACAUCAUAAUAAUAUUCACAGCAGCUUUUUGUUUUUCCAUUAUCCAGCCAGCGUUUUUUUUGGGUUCUUACCAUGUGCCUGACCUGAAGAAGACCCACCAGGGUCGAAACGUUGUCACGGGCACACAAUUUUAUUUGUUAAUAGUUCAUUUUUUUGAAAAAAAAGUUAAAAAAGAACAAAAAAAUUUAAAAACUCUAUAAAAACUUUAAAAACAUUUAAAAACAGUCUAAAAUACAGUUUAUUUUUACUUUUUCUAAGAAAACAAUCAGAAUUUUAUUUAAGAAAGUUUAAAAUCAAAGAUAAGUUUCCUUUUAAUUUACAGCUAGGUUUCCUUUCAUUGAAAAAAAAUCAGCAAUUUAUUUUAUUUUUGAACAAACAAAUAUUUAUUAAAUAAAAACAAAUACUAUAAUUAACAAAGCCACUCCAACAUGAGUGGCUACCAACAUGGCUGGACGGAGGUCCGCUACGGCCGAAGGGGCCAGCGCUUCCGCCAGCCCUUUUGGGACCGGAGGGGCGUGUCCGGUUGGGGGACCUCCCUGGAUCACGCUUGGGAUAUUGAUGGGGUAAUUGUAGAGGUCACCAGAUUCACCGCUUUAAAAGGCACCCAUGCCCUACAUCUACCUACCUACUUCUCACCACAGCUUUCUGGCUAACGCCUGGUUCACACAGGAAGCGCCGCGCGCGGAACGGAAGUGCCGCGCACAGAGUUUCGGAUCGGCGCCCAUGUUAACCUAUGAGACUGUUCGCGGCGCUUCCGCGCACGGAAAGGCUUGCGCUCUGGAGCGCCAAUUGUAA